Molecule: messenger RNA, 1274 nt
Organism: Paramecium pentaurelia
Lineage: Eukaryota; Ciliophora; Oligohymenophorea; Peniculida; Parameciidae
Source: the annotation of a GenBank genome assembly
UAAUGAUAAAAGCUUCAGAAUUUCUCCUCAGUUAAAAUCAAGCAUUAUUGAAAAAUUUUUCAGAGCUCUAAGCAGAUGCUAAUCAUACUAAACCAUUGAUCUAAUUUAUGAAAGGUGAUCCAACUGAGUUUGGGCAUGAGUAAUGCAAGAUGAGUUAGAUUGGUUAUGAUAUUGUUAAAUCUGAGAUCUCUAAGUCUUAGAAUCACUCUUAUUGCCAUUCAACUGGAACUCAAGUAAAUUUAAAAUUAUAUAUAGCCUGCCAAAUAAGCUGUGGCUAAACAUUUUGGUCAUGGAAAGAACAUUACAGAAAAUGAUGUUAUUAUAACACAAGGAGUGAACUAAGGUCUUUUUUAUUGUUUGUUGGGGUUAUGUGACCCUGGUUAAAAUAUUCUUGUUCCUGAAUUAGGGUUUCCUUUUUUCGAUGGAAUAGCCUAAGCAUAUUAAGUUGAGGUAAAACAGAUGACGUAUUAUUUUAGGUUAGAAAAUAUAAAUUAUAAUCAGAUAAUAAAUGGUAAAUUGAUUUAGAGGAUUUGAAGAGCAAACUAGAUGUCAACACUAAGUUUUUAUAUGUAAUUAAUCCUUCAAAUCCUUGUGGUUCUGUAUUUUCGAAGGAACAUGUUUAAGAAAUAAUAAAUUGGGCAAAUUAAAAUCGUGUUUUAAUAGUUGCUGAUGAAAUUUAUUAUGGUAUGUCAUUUGGAGAAUUUGUUUCAUUUGGAGAAUUAGCAGAUGAAGGACCUAUAAUAUGUUUGGGAGGAAUGGACAAGAUGUUCUUCACUCCUGGAUGGUAAAUAUCUUGGAUGAUUUUUUAUGAUAAAAAUCAUUAUGCAGGUGAAAUAAAAUAAGCUAUGUUUAAUUUAUGUCAAUUGUUAUUACAUGCAAAUGUAUUUGUUAUGAAUUCUCUACCUUAAAUACUUGAUUAAUUAACAAUAUAUUAUGCUAGAGACAGAAUGACACAUUUUAAAGAAAAUCAUGAUUUUUUAAUUUAAGAACUAAAUCAAAUUAGGGGUUUAAAAUGUAUACCAGCAUAAGGAACAUUUUAUUUAGCUGUUCUUAUUGAUUUAGAUAUAUUUUAAGUUAAAAAUGACACUGAAUUUGCUAAGAAAUUACUUAAAGAAGAAAAUAUAAUGUUAUUACCAUUAUCUUGGAAUGGAACUGAAAAAUAUCAAGGAUUUAGGUAAUAAUUAUUAUUAUUUAAAGAAUGCUUACAAUAGCAACUAAAGAUAUUUAUAUUGAAAUGAUUGCAAGAUUGAAAGAGUUUGUUUUAAGAUUGUGAA